AUGGCCGAGCUUCUCGCGGCUGCGCCAUGCGUCGAGCUCCAACAAGCGUCAACUGCACACUUCGCGUCGCUGCAGGUGUCGCACGGCCACAAGUUCCGCGCCCAGGAGUGGAUGGCGCAGCGGUUCCCGGAGGCGACGCAAUGCGGCAGCGGCAAGGACGUCGUCGUCUUCGCGCUGGACGACCCGGAGCGCGUCGUCGCGGCGAUGCGGCGCGACGGCCACGCGCGGCGCUUCGUGCACGCGGCGACGGCCUGCCACCUGCGCGUGGCGCGCGCCGACGCCGUCGCCGGAGCGGUGGUGGCGCUCUACGACGGCUGCGAGUCGCUCGCCUCCGCGAAGCUCGUCGUCCACUUCGACCGCGCGCUCAAGGGGUCGCUCCUCGCGGCGCUGCCGGAGCGGCUCGCCCUCGCGCCCCGGGGCCACAGCCACUGCCUCACGGUCGAGCCCGUGAGCUCCGGGGGCGACGUCGAGGGCUACUACGUCGGUGUAUGCGCGGCGGGCGACGAGUUCGCCACGGACGACGCCGUCAUCGCGUCGAAGCGCGACGGCCACGCCGUGUCCCGCGCCUACUUCAAGCUGCGGGAGGCGGCCGACGUCUUCGGCUUCGGGGCUCGCUUGGGCGACGGCGCGCGCGUCGUCGACGUCGGCGCGUCGCCCGGCGGCUGGAGCCAGCUGUGCCUCGAGCGCGGCGCGGCCCUCGUCGCCGCCGUCGACCCGGGCGCCCUCGACGCGUCGCUGCUGGACGCCUACGGCGGCGGCGCCCUCGUCCACGUGCGCGCGAGGGUCCAGGAGUCGACCGCCGCGCUCGCGGCCGCGGCGGCCGGCGGCCGCUUCGACGCGUGCGUCUGCGACGCGAACGCGCACCCGGCGGCGGCGUUGCGGCUCCUGGCGCCCGCCGUCUGCCCCCUGCUGCGGCGCGGCGCGGCCCUCGUGCUGACGCUGAAGCAGCCCACGGCGACGAACAAACACGCGGACGGCGAGUUCGCGGAGGUCCUCGCCGCGCUCGCGGAGCACGGCUUCGCCGGGCCCCGGAUCGCCUGGCUCUGGGCCAACGGCCGCCACGAGCGCACGCUCGGCGCGACCUACGAGCCGGGGCAGGCCUCGGGGGCUUUCGCGUCUUAA
Molecule: messenger RNA, 1122 nt
Organism: Aureococcus anophagefferens
Lineage: Eukaryota; Pelagophyceae; Pelagomonadales; Pelagomonadaceae
Exons: 1
Coding region: 1-1122 (373 amino acids)
Biological process (GO): methylation
Molecular function (GO): methyltransferase activity
Source: RefSeq, a predicted model, not a curated record